Molecule: messenger RNA, 13903 nt
Organism: Paramuricea clavata
Lineage: Eukaryota; Metazoa; Cnidaria; Anthozoa; Malacalcyonacea; Plexauridae
Source: the annotation of a GenBank genome assembly
GCGUUGUUCGGUGGUAAACCUAGAGUAGAGUGCGAUUUCUGUUAACUUGACAAACUGGAAGGUUUAAAGGGAUUGCUUAGGAAAAAUCAAAAAGGUAAGACGUACAGAACAUUGUGUAUAAGAUUUAUUAAUGACUGAAAGCAAAUGAGGAUAUCUUGGAUAUCUCUGCGACUGCGAUUUACUUUAUCUUUUUUUUUCUGUGUUGCCCGCUGUUGUUGUUGUGUACUCAGGUGAAUAUGAUGUUUGUGAUGUUACUCUGAGUGUAUAUAUCCACACCGGGCAAGCUUGAAAAAUAUGCUUGCCCGGUGUGGAUAUACACUCAGAGUAACAUCACAAACAUCAUUGCUUUAUCUUGCUACUUACUUACGAGGGAUCAUAGUUAACUUAUAUUCAUUGCCAUAAAGUGUCAAUAUCUGUCACUUGAAACGAAUCACGUCGUUUGAAUGCUCAGUCCGCCAUGAGUUAAUUGAUCGAGUUUAUAUGCGCUACAUUGUUACGUAUACAAUGAAUGUUUGCAAUCAUUCACAUGCUUGCUUAUUUUAUCAUUUAGGAUAAAACGAAAAGCACGCCGUUUUGAAAGCUGAAUAAGAUUGCCGCACACACCGCCAAUUUAUUUUAUACGCGGUGUCACUCACUGACCACACGAUAGUGCGAAAUAUGAAACGUAAACAGAAGUUGCCAAGGUAUGUAACAAAUCCAACUUAUUAACUACACGAAUGUCCUGCUUUAAUUUAAUAUACGAAUAUCCUAGACAUACAGGGUGUCCCAAAAGGCAAAACCAUUGAAAUAGCGUAUUGUUAAAAUUUGAAUGCCCUAGGCCUAGCUGGCACUAAGUUGAACGCAAAAUUGCGUAAAAUAUUGACAAGGGUGCAUAUAUUAAAUAUUAACUUAUUAAGAAAUAAAAAUAUCUUUGUAUUAGCCCACGAUUUUCUGCUCUUGGGAAUUUAAAGCAGCUUCUUAAAGAGUUUCUUUAUGCAUAAAAUUUACUUACGUCAAGCUUUUAUGCAGUUGUGGGUUCAGCAGAGUGCUCAGGCAUUCAAAUUCUAACAAUACGUUAUUUCAAUAGUUUUGGGCUUUGGGGACAAGAACCGAUGGCCGCGUUUAUUGAAUAUUGUGCAUUUAUUUAAUACUAAUUAGUGGCCAACUUGGCCGUUUUUAUACUAGAGACGCAUUAUGCGUCUGGACGCAUAAUCCGUCUUCUAUAUUAUUCGUCUAGUAUAAAGCCGGUUUUCCACUAAGCGGAAUUUUGUGCGCGGAGCGGAAUUUUUCUUUGUCUUGUGAUUUCUCGGGUGGAACUAAUUAGAAAAGACUUAAGGCUGGUUUCCAGUCAGUGGAAUUUUGCGCGCGGGGCCAGCGGGCGGAAUUUUUCAGGCGGAUUUUGCUGCGGGCGGAUUGAUGGCAAUACACAGUCCGCGCAUUUUGCAAUUUAUUUUCCGCAAAAUGGCGGCUACUAGCAAUGGCAAGCAGCUUAGACGAAUAAUUCUUCUUUACUUGUUGAGAAGACGUAUCCAGAGAAGAAAGUAUUUCAAGAGCAAGUGGGUUAGAAAGUUAUUUGUUGAACGAAAAAUAAAAGGCGAAUUUUGGUUACUAAUUAAAGACAUGGAACUUUACGACCAUGAAUACUUUUUCAAGUCGUUCAGAAUGAGUCCUACUUCUUUGGAGCAACUUCUUUCAUGGAUAGGCCCUCGUAUUUUCAAGUCGUCGCAAAGACGAGAAGCAAUUAGUCCAAAGGAAAGGCUAUGUGUUACCUUACGUUAUCUUGUCACGGGUGAUGCACAAGUAACUAUCGCUGCAUCUACAGAAUAGGUCCAGCAACUAUAAGUAAAAUAAUAAAGGAGACGACAAAAGCCAUUUUGGACGUUCUCGAUGAAAAGGGAUUUUUGCGUGUUCCUAGAACUGCAAUAGAGUGGAAGGCCAUUUCGAAGUACUUUAAAGAAAAGUGGAACUUCCCUAAUUGUAUUGGAGCUAUAGAUGGCAAGCAUGUUGUUGUCCAAGCACCGCCCAGGUCUGGGUCUGAUCUUUUCAAUUACAAGAAGACAUUCAGUAUUGUUUUAAUGGCAGUUUGUGAUGCCGAUUAUCAGUUUACCCUUGUGGACGUGGGAGACGCAGCAGACAAAGUGACGGGGGUGUUUAUAGCAACAGCAAGCUGGGUUUUGCAAUUGACAAUCAAUUACUUGGUUUUCCCUCAAGUGAAAAGCUGCCCUCCUCUGAAAUUAAAGUUCCUUCUGUCUUUGUGGCUGAUGAUGCAUUUCCACUAAAGAGCAACAUCAUGAAACCUAUCCGGGCAAGCAGGGUGAUUUACCAAGAGCAUCUUUAAUUAUCGGUUAUCAAGAGCUCGUCGAAUUAUCGACUCACUUAAACCUGGUAACUGGCGAAGGGAUACCCAAUCGACUGCUGGACUAAUUCCAUUUGGUCAGACUGGGUCCAACAACUACUCGCAAAGUGCAAGUGCAGUGCGAGAAAGAUACAGAGAGUACUUUAAUAGCCCUGAAGGGGUAGUUCCAUGGCAAAAUGACAUUGCACUAGGCAUAACAAAUCCAUUUGACAAAGCAGUUGGAUUUUAAACUUUAUUUAGCCAGCGUGGCCGGCUCUUUUAUAGGGCAGAUAAUUGAAAGAGAGCCUGCCCGGAAGCCCUAGUAAAAUUGAUGCUCUCGGCAGCCAGCUGCCGAGAAUUGUGAUUGGCUGAAUUUACGUUGACGACAGGUUGAUUGACAUGUUACGCUAAUUUAUUCAACAAUUUAAAAAUAAAUACAGUAAAACAAACGGCAUCGCUAUAUUAAAGUGUAAACCUGUCGGCUAAAAUAUAAAUUCAAAAGAGAAAGUGUAAAAUGUAUAACAUAUACCGGUAUCUAAACAGAAUAAGGCAAGCCAUACUGCUAUUACUGCAUAUGUCGUAUGAUUUUACCGUAUGGUCACUAUAGUAUAGAGUAUAAAACCUUGGCUGUCCUUGCCUUGUCUAUAUUUUGCUGGCUGGCAAAUUACGAUUAUAUAAAAUAAUAAUUCCCCAUUGUGUUUAAUACAGCAUAAUAAUCCGAAGCUCUCUUUGGAGCAUUUAAAAUACAUUUGCCUGCCAACGUGUAUAACACGAGAAGGGUUCUAUUUACUUUUCCUAAGUCAUUUAUUUAUAUUUAAUACUGCAAUAUUUAUAACUGUAUUUAUACAGCCAUACAGGUGCAAAGCAUAACAUAAUUUUGAACGGUCUUCGUCUACUAUUAAUUUCCAGACAAAGUCGAAGGGCCUUCGCUCGAAAUGCCGACGUUUUGCUUGUAUUUCCAGGCAGUUGAAUCGCUAUCCAUCUAUUGUAAAAAGUUUUAUAUUGAAAGCAUGUAGCGCAGGCUAUAGUAAAUAUGCAACAAUUGACAUUUCAAGUCAUCAAUUUAUACAAAACUAUUUCGAGUGGGCGGUGUUAAUAUGGAAUAUUAACUAAGUGGGCGGCAUCAAUUUGACUAGGGCUUUCGGGCAGGCUCUACUUAUAAAAGGCUAAACUUUAUUUAAAUAUUAUAUACAGUGUGUUGUAUAAAUAAUACAUCAUUCAAUUCCAGCAAUGCCCAUCUCCUCAGACAGUUGCACACUUAGCAUUUUGAUGUUCCAGGUGUGCAUAAACUGGAACUUCUGGAAUUGACCAAUGCAUAAUAAUUUAAUUUAUGAAUACAAAUAAUGAAAUUGUUCUCAUGUUAAAUAAUUUAAAAUAAUUAAUUAAUGAAUUAAUAAAUGUUUCAACUGUUCGACAUUGUGUAAUCACUGUAUUCGAAAUAUGUCCUUAUGUGUAAAAUUCACAUAAGGAUUUAUAAUACAUUGCAUAAAUUAUAUUUUUGUUUAUUAUACUUUUAUAUCAAAACAUGUAGUUACACUCAAAAUUUAAUUCUACUCUUCAGAAUCUGGAAAUUUCAGAGUAAAAAGCAGCUGCUGGAUUUGCACCUUUGCCUUCAUAUUUUCUUUAGUUCCCAAAGAUUUUAAAGUUGGGAUUAAGCUUUGACAAAACAAGGUAUCAGAAUCAGAUUCUGCAGAUUUGGCUUCUGGCAUUUCCUGUGUUGUUGGUUUGUCCAAGUCUUUUAGUGCUUUCAGUAGCAUUGUAUCAACUUGGUCACUGGCUUUCCUAGCUCUGCUCACCGGUCUUUUUUCAUGAGAACAUAUAACACCGUCCAAUGUUUUUCUUUUCUUGACAGAUGGUGUUUCUUCAUCUUUGAUUGUAACUACAGGUUGCUCUGGCAACAAAGAUGAAUCUGCUGUUGAUCCUAAACCAAGUUUCACAUUGCUAACUGUAUCUCGAUUUGCAAUUUUAUCCUGCAGAAAUGCUAAGUUUUCGAAAUACUUGCAUGUCGACGUUUUACAUGCAGCUGCGCCAGAUCUCAUUUCCCUGUUUCGCCUGUCAAGACAUCGUUUCAAAUUGUCUUUUAAAUACUUCCACUGAAGCUUCAGAAAAUCAACUAGAAAACAAAAAAUAUGAUAAUUAUUAAAGACAAGCAUCAGCAUGUGUUAGGGAGAAGGAAACCUUCUGGAAAACCUUUUCAGGCUGUGCAGGCUGAGUAAAUAUACUUAUUAUUAUUUAUAACUAAACACAACAUGUUUUUACUUUUUAAGAAUAUAGUGUUCACAAAAGGUAAAAACCUGAGCUGCAUAACAAAAACAGAAACACAACAAAAACAGUAAUAUCAGAUGGCAACAUUGAGUGUAUUGGGCCAUUUUGUGGAAAAUUUAAAUAAAAGACCCCCUCCCUUGUUGGAAAUCUAGACCCCUCAAUAGGGGGUGGCCUAUAUUACAUGGAAUGGCCCGUUCUAUCCGGGACUACAGAUGAAGGCACGGCUGUCACCAGGCCUAUUUUUGUAGGGGUUUAAUCACUAUUGACAGUAUAAAUAAUCAUAUACACAAACUAACCAUCUUUGCUAAAUUUUUGAGCAAUCUGUUCCCAUGCAAUUUUCUUUCUGUUUGCUUCUUUGUAAACCCUCAACGAGGUGUUCCACAAGCAAGGGCGACUUCUGACUUCCUCUAUCAAACCCUCGGCAGUGUAUUCCUCGAGAAAUGCUUCUUCUCCUGGUUCUCCAUCAUUAUCAACAUCUACUGCUUCUUCACCUGACACAGUAUCUUCUAUCACACUGACACCAACUGCAGUAUUAUAAAUACAAACAUAUAAAAUUAAAAUCAACAAACCUCUGAGUUGACUGUCUGAGUCGUGACGAGUUUUAAUACAUGCCAAAAAGUCAAAAACAUUAAAUAAUUACACCAAAUCAGUUCAUAUAGAGCUAAGCAUUUAUUAUUAGUCGAAUGUCAAACUUCAAAAGGGUCUUAAUAUACGGUAUAAAUUUUCACGACAUACCUUCACCUGACGAACUACUUGCAGAAACUUGUUGACUUGGUUCUGGUUGAUGUAUUAUGCUUCGGUUGACUUCGGGAAGAUUUUCAAGAGCACGGAAGUCUGUAGUAUAGAUAUUUCUUUGAUCUGUCCCUUUUUUUGGCUUAAUAGCAUGGUUUUACGUCCUUCUAUACCGCAUACAAUUCUUUUAGCAUUGUCAGACAUUUUUCUUUUCAAACCACAGCAAUGCAGGAAGGUGUCUUCAAGACGCAAUCUGAUUGGUUGAAAUAAUUUUCCGCCGCUCGCAAAACGGGAAAGUAGAACAAAGGUCAACUUCUUUUUUUUGUGCGCUUGAAGGAACUUGGAGGAAACUUUUCCGCCUGCUGACGCAUACAAAAUUACAAUAUGCGCAUGCGCAGAUCAAAAUCCGCCUAAAAAAUUCCGCCCGCGCGCAAAAUUCCACUGACUGGAAACCAGCCUUAAGAAAGAUUCCGCUCCGCGCGCAAAAUUCCGCCUAGUGGAAACCAGGCUUAAAGGCGGGACGAAUAAUCCGACGAACUAUCAGCAUUUAUUGUUUGUCUGGUUAUGCGUCCUCAGUAUAAAGACGGGCACAAGAGUACAAGACGCAUUAUGCGUCUAGACGAACUAUCAUCGGUUGUGCGUCUCUUAAGACGAAGAAUCGAACAUAGUUCGUCUGGACGCAUAAUGCGUCUUGUGCCCGCCGUCUUUAUACUGAGGACGCAUAACCAGACGAACAACAAAUGCUUGCCCAAUUUCGUCCAGACGCAUAAUGCGUCUCUAGUAUAAAAACGGCAAUUUAUUUACUAGAAUAAAGCUAGGAUCAAAUCAUAAGACAUACUGUAAAUGUACUAAUGUAGCUAUACUAUAUAUUAAUAUUUUUAAUGAUUUAAAAAUAUUAAACUUGUACAAAUUAAAUGAAUACUUAACAAGUUCAUUUAUGUUCCGAUAUUUUCAUCUGCAUAAUCUUCCAGAAAUUUUUACCAAUUAUUUUAUGACCAACAAAGAUAUCCAUAAUUAUAACACAAGAAAUGCAUCUUCGCUUCACAAAAAAUAUAAUAGAACAAAUUAUAAUAAACACACGCUCGUUAACAAAGGAAUUGAUGUGUGGAAUAAUCUUCCUUUCCAAUAUAAAGAAAUUAGAUCUUUUCCAAUAUUCAAAACGGCAAUGAAAAAGUAUUUUCUUCAUUCUUAAUUCAACAAAUAGAAUUCUCGACAGAAUUAAAUUGUUGUAAUAUAAUCUAAUAUCUAAUAUCACCUUACUUUAUCAAAAAAUAUUUGAACUGGUAAUCUAUUAUAAUAUUAAUUUAAUUUAAAAUUGUAACUAGGGACCUUAAUUAAAAAGCCUUAUGGUUUCUAGAAGGUUCCUAGCCCUAUUAUUGUAAAUACUUCUAUUUUUGAUUUAUAUUAUGUAAUUUGGGCGAAUUAGUAAAUAAAAUAAAUAUAUAAAUACUCAACACACUGAACACAGCAACGUUUUAUUGUUAAACCUGCCGAAUACUCCAAGUACACGGUGAAGACGUUAUCUUUUGAUGUGUUUUAUGUACUAUUUAAAAAACGAGCAGGAGUGUUUAUUAGGUUUAAAGCACGACCUAAUAAAACACGAUCUGCGAGUUUUUUAAAUGGCUUCAAAAACUCAUUAAUAAUUCAUGAGGAAAACACAGAAAAAUCAUAAGCGUGUCGUAUCUUUAUAUGUUGAUAAAGAUUUCCUUUCAUUUACAUAAACUUUAACUUUGAUUUUCUCAGCUAAUACAAAGUUAUUUUGGAAAAUUAUUUCGCCAAUGCAGUGAUCUAACUGAGACGUUUUUGAAGCUGUUUAAUAAACUCGUAGUUCGUGUUUUAUCACAUAUAAAACACUCCGCUACGCGUCGUGUUUUAUGUACUAUUUAAAAAACGAGCAGGAGUGUUUUAUUAGGUUUAAAGCCACGAGCGCGCAGCGCGAGUGGCUUUAGACCUAAUAAAACACGACACGCGAGUUUUUUAAAUGACUUCAAAAACGUAUGCAUAAUAAGUCAAAUCUUUAUAUAAAAAUCUUUAUAUAAAAAUCUUUAUAUAAAAAUCUUUAUAUAAAAACCUUUAUAUAGUUUGCAUAACAAUGGUCUUUUGUUAAAGUGUUCUUUAGCUGGUAUAAAGACGUAUGCACGUGACUAAUUUCUUACUCAAGAUUGGAUAAUUGGUUCAUGAAUUAUUAAUGAGUUUUUGAAGUUGUGAUAAAACACUCCUACUCGUUUAUUAAACAUUACUUCAAAAACGUUUGCAUAAUAAGUCAAAUCUUUAUAUAAAAAUCUUUAUAUAAAAAUCUUUAUGUAAAAAUCUUUAUAUAAAAAUCUUUAUAUAGUUUGCAUAACAAUGAUCUUUUGUUAAAGUGUUCUUUAGCUGGUAUAAAGCAGGCCCGUAGCUGGGGGGGGGCUGCUUUAUACCAGCUAUUCCACAUUUUUUGCCAUUUAAAAAAAUAGACAACUCGGCUGUCAAAUCCAAGCCAACAAAGACAACCGCAUAGCCUAAUUUCUUACUAUAUGCUGAGGUUAAUUUUAUAUUUUUGUAUUAAUUUAGACAAAAAUAUCCACAAAUAGUGCGUGAUUUCUAAUUUUGUUUUGUAUUUUUCUUUACCAUGGAUUAUAUCAAUGGUUGAGGAACCAAUCAAAAUUAUGAAUUUGUAAUAUUCCAUGAUUGUUGAAUGUAUACUAAACAAAGAUAGCAGGGCUGGGUCAAUAAAAUCAUAUGCAUUACAAUACCAUACACCUUUUGUAUGAAAAUUUUGUCAAUUUUUGUAUGAAAAUAGAUUGCUUGUGGACUAAAAUAAAUAACCUCAUUGUUAGAAGCUAGGCUAGAUAGCAGACGGCUGAACUAACCCUAUACAGAACUUUAAAGACUCACAAAAUUGAGCACAAGUAUAAUACUUUUACAGUGUAGAAGAACGUUCUGUUCGAUCCCAAUUUUUCUGAGCUGGAAAGGAAAACUAGCUGCUAGCACGAAAGUCAAAAUCAUCCCAACCCCUCUGUUACAUUCCUUCUGCAGUGCCCCCUCAGAAAUUGAGAGCCAGCUACGGGCUUGGUAUAAAGACAUAUGCAGUGACUAAUUUCUUACUCAAGAUUGGAUAAUUGCUUCAUGAAUUAUUAAUGAGUUUUUGAAUCGGUAAUAAACAGUUUUCCAGUUUGUUAUAUUUAUACUUCUCUACAAGUAUUAGAUAGUUGAGUUAAUUUAUGGACUUUUAUUAUCCCAGUAUCAAGGGUUAUAUGCUGGUUUCCUUUGUAUGUUGCUCACGAAUUAUUAAUGAGCUGACAAUACAUAUUACGUACUUCAGAGACGUGCGACCCUCUGGCAACCGACAUCACGGCAACGCUGCAGAAAAGAAAAUCACUUUGCGAGUCAAACAUACACUAUUCAGUAAACUUCACUGGUCUCUCGAAAAAGAGUAUUUAUUUUUUUACAACCUUUACUGCAUGUAAAUAGUUAGUAAGUUCACUUAAAACAUCCCUAACGUCAUUUAUGAGCCGUGAAAAUGAUGUAUGGGCGUACAUGUUCACUCGAUAUAAUAUGAUAGGAUGAACUGCUCACGCGUCUUUCUUUUGUGCCCAAUAAAGGUGAUAAAAUAAAAAAUAAAAUAAUUAUACAAAAAUAUGUAAUUGCUGUUAGUGCCAAAAUCAUAUAAUCGUAUACUUGUCAGUUUCUGUCGUUCUGAUAGUUUUUAUUGACACUACAUUUCCGAAUUAUUGUUAUUUAUAGUCUUAAGGUGCAGUGGCGGAAAUCUUGGCGGCCGCCACCUUCACGGAAAAUUGCCGAAUUUUCGGAAAUGUUGACCUAAAAGAGGGCUAAAAACAGUCUUUUCGAGUGCAAAUGGGGGGGUACGUCGGAAAUUUGAAAGUUUUGUCGGAAAUUUAGGAGGGUUUGCCCCCCCCCGGAAAAAGUGAAUUUCCGCCACUGUUAAGGUGGCUCUGUAGGGCUUUAUUCCCGGAGGUAACCGUACGUUCUUCGUAUAUAUGUAAACUAUCGCGUGUAUUAAACCUUUGAUUAAACUCGUGUGACCCCAAAAUACGAACGAACGUUGUGUUUUAUGUAAAUUCUUUUUUGAAACAAAUGUGUGAACUUUGCUUUUGUUAAAAGCAUAAAAAGAGUUCUAAAUCCACAACGAUGCCUGGACGUGAUGUUUCAGAACGGAAGACAAUGUAAAUUUGUUUUUUUUCAAGCGAUAUAUUUCUGGACGUUUUUGACCGCCGUAUGCGAGGGUCCCAUCGCGAACAUCGGGAUCGGAUAUAAAUUUUCCUCAAGUAUUUGCAGUGUUUUUUGUAUAAUCUAGCAGCACUUCUGAUAGUAAUUAAAGGUGACUUAAAUAAUGAGCCUUCUACGAGUGAAAUAAGCAGGGCAGAAACUCCACAAACAUACCUGUCACCAUAAAAAACUCUUUUUUUAAUUCUAUCAAAGGGAAAAUUUUUAAUAUUGAUUUUUCAAAUUGAAGGAAAAAAAUCAUUAUAUCAGACUGUAUUAUCUUUAAUGCAAAGUUUUAAAAUAAUUUACCGAAGGGAAUUUUAAAAUGGCCUAAAAAGACAAAUUUUGAGCUUUAUUCUAAGCAUACUGUUGCCAUGGUAACAGACUUUCAACACAAAAUUAGCAAUUUGCAAUGUUCAGGAGAGCAUUGUCAAUGUGUCCAAUAAAUUUCGUCUUCAUGUCAUGCAAAGUGAAGUAACAGGAGUCUCCUGGAUACUAUAGUGUAGUAUAAUGCAAACACCCUAUGGAGCCACCUUAAGUUAGUCCAGUUAUCGAGUUCUUUGUUUACAUCAGUCAUAUUACUGAAUAUAGCUAAUGCUUUAAUGGCUAAUGCAAAAAUCAUUUUGGUUCUCUCUCACUCUAUAGAUAGAUAGAUAAAUAACUUUAUUCAUCUCGGGUUGAUAAAGCUUGUUAGGCUUCUACUAGCAAAUACAUGUAAAUAUGACGUAUGUUGUAAUAGACCUUAUGCAUAAUGACGUCACAAGGCUUGAUGCCCGCGAGGUAAAUGUAUGCUGGUCUUAGUAGUCAUCGCCCGGGAAAAUUUCGUUAGUGGCCAUUAGUUGAAUUGUUUAAUUUUCCCGAGCGAUGACUACUAAGACCAGCAUUCCUCGCGGGCAUCAAGCCUUGUGACGUCAUUAUGCAUAAGGUCUAUUGACACAAUUGAUGCAUGACCGUUGAUGAUGAUGAUGAUGAUGAUAGCAAUAUGUAUCCAGGAUCGUCCAAUUCAGCCGUUGGGUUCAUGGUUUAAAUGGAGUCCUGCAUUCACAUAGAACAUACUAAAUUUACAGAAUGAAUUAGGCUAUUUAUGAACAACGUCAAGCUAUACUUAUGAAACAAUAUACAAACUAAAUGGUCCUGAAAUGUUUCUUUAGGACUGUCUUAGACUUUAGAGGACGUACACGCUUAAUUAAUUAAUUUCUUGGAAGAGAUGGAAGUUCAUUCCAUAUUUUAGCUCCGCUUUACUUGAACGAGCUUUGGAAAGUGACGGUCUUAGCUAAUUGUAAACGGAGUAAAUCUUUGUCCUUUGUGAUAUAUACGCAUGGUAAACGCUGGAAUAGUUGAAACCGUGAAGCAAAUGCACUGGUAGCACUAGUAAUCGAAUAGUAGAAGUACCGUGGCAUUAUGGAGCAUAAUACAGGCCUCGCGAGGACUAACUUUACGUGCUCUUCGUACUAUGCCGAAACGUGAUGAUAUUUCAUAUUUGACUGGUAAUAUAUUAAUCUAUGUGAUCGUUCCACGACAGACAUGCAUGUCUAGCUAGCAUCGCCGAGAUAUUCGAACUGAUAAACUCUGUUCAAACUAUACUCGUUGGCUACAAUUUAUACAGAAACUGCUCACUUUGGCAAGCUUUUCGUGCGUUCCUAGUUUUAGCAUAAUUGAGGAAAAGAAAGUUCUUUUCAAGCCAUCUUAUGUUAUUUAAGUCUAGGAAUGCUCGGAUAGGCAAGAUUCGAUCGUUGCUGUACAGGUACUGCUGAAAUAAUGUCAUCAGCAUAAAGUUGUAUUUCACGGUUGAUAGGUCAUUUGUAUAAACUGUCAGGGCCGUGCCAACCGGUUUCUGGUUGGGAGGGGGGGGGGGGGUUCCUUCCCCCCCCCCCCCCCCCCUCACACACACACACACACCAGGUGGCACGGCCCUGUAAACUGUAAAUAAUAGCGCCCUAUAGUAUAAAACCCUGUGGAACAUCGAACUGAAUGGGUUGGGGGUCAGAUAACACUCUGUUUACAUUGACACCCUGAGAUCUUUUUGUAAGGUAAGCAUUAAACCAAAUAACUGCUGAGUCAGCAAAACACAUUGGCGGUGUGAGCAUGAUAGUUAUGAUCGAUGAGUUGACAUGUUGAAUGAGGAGUUGUUUCGACGAUACCUUGCCUUAAAGCUCUAGGGAUAGUCUAACAACAUGUAGCAGGCGGUACCCCCAAAAUCCUAUGUAUUCUGAGCAGCGGCAGCUGAGUGACGGAGAAUUCUGAUUGGUCAGAUUAUUGAUUUUGAAUUUGUAAUUGAAUGGGAAAUUAAAUGUGUUGAUUUAGGAAAUUAUGUUAACUAAACAAGUAUUUAGGCAUGAGUGAAUAAAUAAUAAUUAUUGAGAAAGUAUUUUCUAUCUCCGUAAUUCGCCUAUAAAUGUAGGCGUAUUUUGCCUGCAUUACUAACAUACUAGUGUGUAAAUUAAAUACACACAUUUUGAAUAGACACCUAUAGUCAAAUUUGUGCAGGCCUAGGUCUGUAUAAUAACACCAGCGACUAAACGCCCAAUAGAGAACCUUGUUGUAUUUACAUUGACAAUAUUUAACUGUUAUUUUGGGGGUUUUUUUCAAGAUAAGUUAAAAACAAAGUCAUUUUCAUCGCAAAUACGCGACAUUGAAAAAAAUUGCCUCUUAAUAUUAAUAUCAUUUUAGUCAACAUACCUUGAUUGGUUAAAAACUGUGCUGAUUAAACAUUAAACGCACAGGCGUGCCCAUUAAAGAAUAAUCAGCCCGAAUGCUAGCCCGCGUGCAUUUCGCACGCUCAUGUAAGUGCAGAAAUUUUAAAUACAAAUUUCAAACCUCUUACUCUGAUCGUCUAUGUUCCCAUUUGCUGUGAAAUGGCAGUAUAGUAACAACAAUGGCAUGCAUGAGCACGCAGAUAUACAAGAAAUAAUAUUGUAGCUUAUGUCAUUAAAAUAUGUCAUUUUGUAAAUAGUCAACUGAUAGACACUUUUGCAUAUAUGUGUAAUUUAUAGACGUACACGACGGCAAUGUCCGCAGAAGAUGGCUGAUCAUACAGAAAAUUACAACAAUCUUAUGAAUGUUGGAGAAAAGCGACUGAACACUGAACAAAAACCUAUGAAAAACUUACACAAUAACAUGGAGAAAGCAGCAGCAUUUCACCAAAUGAAAGAAUUUAAAGAUACGAUUGGUGUCGGUUCGACCGAACAAUGUUUGCGUCCUCAGAAUUCUUCUUCGAUACAUUUGGAAGACAACGAGAAAGGUCAUAAAAAAUUUAAAAUAAAUCAAGAUAAUUGCAUUGCGCAACCUGCAAAACAUUCAAAACAUCUCAGUAAUCGGCAUUCAGAGAAUUUUAAUGUAGAAAAGGGCAUGCGCAAUUUAAAAAGGCCCUUGGAUAGUCCUGCGCAAUCGACAGAUGUUCCCAACGAAGCUACUGCAUUUGUCGUUCAAAAUGAAUCAGAGAAUGGCAACAUGCCCGUUAUUCUUAAUGUUUUUACAUUGUCUCAAGAUCCUACCUCCUACACUAAGCAAAAAACAAUAAAUAGAUUACGCGAAAAUGAGUUUCCUGUUACACCUCCUUGUUCUCCUCCUUUAAAACCUGUACAAUUCAUUGGAACUCGAAAUACCAAUUCUUGUAGUGAAAUUAAAACAGCAUUUACUUCCAUUUGUUCCACUCACCCGUUUUUAAACGAGUUUGCGAUAGAGUCAAAAUCGAGUUAUAUUUAUAGUCCAGUAAGGCAUCACCAAGAAAAUAUUAACAAUGGAGGUCUUCCUGUAUUACCUGAUGCAACAAAUGAAUUUAUGGACCAAAGAAAUUAUACUGCUGAAAAUCAAACAACAAGUUACAACGUCAAUUGUGCAGACCAGGCCAAGGAAAAUAGUAAUAAUGUGAUUCAUUCAAGCAACAGAUCAGUGCCGAUGGGGCGUUUUACACGACAAGAACACAGUCCGUCCUAUAGUGGCACUCAAACUAAUUAUGGAAGUAAGAAUUGUGCUAUUAAUGGCAGCCAUGUUUUCUUAUCUCCACGAGAUGUGAAGGUUCUCGAGUUGAAAAGGAGAUUACAAGAGCAAGAAGCAGCGUUAAAGAAACUACGGGCAAAACAUUGAUUAAAAGAGAGCUGGACAUUUGAAAAUUUCACUCGCUUUCGUUUGAAAUUUCACAAGAUGCAAACUGUGUUUCAACGAACAUAUUCAUCCUGAGUUUCUACUUGAAUAUUCAGGUUGGACUUCUGCAACAAUUUUUUUAAUGAUUUGUUUUGAUGAUUUGUUAUUGCCCUUCACUAUAUAGAUAAAGUAACAUGACUUCGUGGCAUUAAUUAAAUGACUGUACACAUUUGCGUUACUUGAGUGCGUAACAGUUAACUUUUAAAAGAGAAUUAGUUUACUUUUAACAGAUAAUUUAUUUAUUUU